Messenger RNA from Aspergillus oryzae RIB40, 573 nucleotides. RefSeq lists its product as uncharacterized. NCBI's taxonomy places the organism in Eukaryota, Fungi, Ascomycota, Eurotiomycetes, Eurotiales, Aspergillaceae. The transcript has a single exon. The record is from RefSeq and is a predicted model, not a curated record. Bases 1 to 573 code for a protein of 190 amino acids.
AUGGACACCUGCCUAAAUAGGCCGGAGAAAUCAUCCAACCCAUCAAACACAACCACCAAUACUACCUUCCUGUCAUUCCUACCGAGUAAACUUAUUCUUUCUAAAACCAUCCCAAACCCCCACAAAAACCCACCCUACGAAUCUAGAAGUAGCCAAAGAGUAAAAAAAAAAAAAAAACACAAAAUGGCAACCUACUCAGUCUACCUCAUGGCCGAAAGCGGCCUCCCGCGCGACCACCACGCUAUCUUCGUCGAGACUUACGAGAACGGUCCCUCCACUGGCCACCUCUACCACGUCAAAGGGAAUAUCCAAGAAGGCAUGAUCUCCGAGCAUCGGGCUGAGCAGCCGCCGGAGGAGAUCCCGGGGUUCUGUGGCAAGGAGAAGCUUGGUGUGGUCGCGGUCGCGGAGUACGGGCGCGUCUUGGGGAUUUGCGAGGGCGUGCCGGUGCCCAAGAAGCAGUUUCAAGGGGCGAAGAGGUUGUAUCCGCGGGAACCGUUGAGACGGUGUCAGGAGUGGGUUGCUGAGGCUGUUGAUGCUCUGAAGGGGGAGGGUGUUUUAAUUGGGAGUGAUUAG